AUGAUGGACAGAUCCUCACCGCCGGCAUCAUCAUUUGAAAAUACUCAACAGCCGACCAGCGAGCCACAUCUAACAUCAGCUGUUAUCCAGCGGCUUAAACCCCAACUAUCGGAGUUACAAAAGAAGAGAAAGAAUCGUCAAAAAACUUUGAAACAACGCGCUCGAAAAUUUGCAACAGAAAUUAUCCGACGUAAUAUUUACAAAUUGUGGUCGGCGAAAAAAAUCAUUGAAGUGUUAGAUAGAAAAGGAAUUCCGCACUCAAGAGUCCUCACACGAGUAUCACCGACAACUGGCACACAUCACGUAUUUAUUGGUCUUCAGAAAUCGGACGAUUUCCAGCGCUGGGAUAAAUUAACAAGUGAUUGGUUUACCGAGGCACAUUAUAAUAAAGUCGACCUGCCUCAUCGUCGAACAUCAACAUCAAGAGAUCGGUCUAAUAGACCAGAUCAUUCAGCUCAUCCAGAAGCAUUUGAUCCUCGUUCAACACCAACAGAUCGAUCAUUCAGAUCUGAUCAUUCCCAUCAACCAACACCAGCAAAUCCCGGUGAAGGAACACGAACAGUAACUGGUAGUCAUCGUCAACAGUACAAGUAUCAUCACAAAUCCCGGUGA
Didymodactylos carnosus is the source of this 612-nucleotide messenger RNA. The record is from the annotation of a GenBank genome assembly. NCBI's taxonomy places the organism in Eukaryota, Metazoa, Rotifera, Eurotatoria, Philodinida, Philodinidae.